This is a messenger RNA of Panicum hallii, 1050 nucleotides long. Its product is annotated as predicted GPI-anchored protein 58. The record is from RefSeq and is a predicted model, not a curated record. The coding region runs from base 1 to 825 and encodes 274 amino acids. NCBI's taxonomy places the organism in Eukaryota, Viridiplantae, Streptophyta, Magnoliopsida, Poales, Poaceae. The transcript is spliced from 2 exons.
AUGACGUCGACCACCUCCCCGUCGGCCAGCACGGCGGCGCGGUUGCCCCGGAAGCCCCACCCCACCCGCCGCACCUCCGCCACCUUCUCCCCGUCGAUGCUCACCCGCAGCAGCCCAUCGCCGCCCCUGCACGCGUGCACGGCCACCUCGUGCUCGUCGCCGCCCUCGCGGAACCGGCACCGCGUGACGUGCGCCGCCCCCGCGCCCCGCAGCUGCUCGCGCCGGCUGACGAGGGCCGCGCCGCGGGGGACGGCGGCGCCGAGGCCGAGGCCGAGGCGGUGGGAGAGCUCGCGCGCCGCGGCGCCCGCGCCGAGGAGGAGCGCGAGAACCCCGACGGCCGUGCCGGCGCCGGUGACCAGCGUCCGGCUCCCCCGCUUCUUCUGCAGCAGCACCUGGCGGCUCCCCGCCGCCGCUGCCCAUGACGCCGAGUCGCCAUCGUCGAAUGCGACGGCGACGCCGGCCGCUCCCGCGGCGCUGCGGGUCCACGUGACCCGGACGAGCAUCUCCUUGCCCGAGGACAGCACCGCCCUGUACACGCUCGUGGUCGCCGCCUGCAGCGAGCGGUCGAGCGCGCCGCGGCCCGAGACGGAGGCCGCCGCGACGCUGACGGAGCCGUCGCCGAAGCAGGACAGCUCCCUCAUUGCUCCGCCGCCGGCCGGUCCGCCGCUGUUAGCAAUGGCGACGCCGGGCAGAGCGAUUCAACGCCGCGAAUCUGGCUGCAGGCACGCUGCCAAUGCAAUGCAUCGGAGGCGAGGCGAGGAGACCACCGAACGGCGUUUUAAUUGGGGAGCUUGCAGGGAGGUGGCGGUCAAAGGACUCAUUUAACGGCAAAAACCCACUGCAGGUCUGGUCAAAUAAGGAAUUUUGUUAGCAUUAAAACGUUAGGCAAUUUGACCAAAGAUUAUUCUCAGCUGUCAGCAUGUUGCAGCCCGUCGCCAUUGCUAGGCUAGGCUGCCAUCUACCCAACAUAUUAUUUAGUAUCAGUUUUUUUUCCUUUAUUUUUUGCACGAUGGCAUUGCUGGCAAGUGACAGGGAGACCGUAUCAUAUUC